ACUUAGUCGCCAUGGCCGACACCUCUCCACUCCACCGGAUCAUCGGCGCCGCCAUGUGGGACGCCGAGCCCCUGCUCGGCCGCCUCGUAAUCCUCGCCCACGCCGCCUUCCUCGACGCGGGUUUCGUGUCCACCGGCGCCGCCAAUGACGACGGCGCCCAAAGCUCCGUCCGACUUCCGAGGCAGGUGGGCGCGACGGCCUCCGCGCUCUCGCUCCGGUACACCGCGCCGCAGCUGCUGCACCGGCACCGGCAAGACGCCGCCGCGGCGGCGGCGGCGACGGUUGCGCUGAGGGUGUGCGCGCACGGGCGGCGCCACGUCGUGUUCUACGUGUGCGUCAGGUUCGCCAACCCGUGGCUGGACACGUACUGGAUCUGCCUCGACGCGCCCGCCGCCGCGGCGCUCCUCGCCGGCGGGCUGGACGACACGGCGCGCGCGCUGGCGAGGCGCGAGCGCGGCGCGCGCCUCGCCGCGCUCUGGAGCGCGCUCGCCGACAGGCUGUGCCGGCGCGUCCUCGUCGACCUGUGCGCCAAGAACGGCGUGCCGGUGGAGCCCGAGCACGAGCUCAUGUCGCUCCCCGACGACGUCAAGGUCGCCAUCCUCGCCAGGCUCGCCGCCGGCGAGGACCUCGCGAGGGUGGAGUGCACGUGCGUCGGGCUUAACCUCCUCGUCGCGGAGCACGACUCCACGCUCUGGAAGCCCAUGUACACGAAGCUGCGUUCCCAGCUGCGGCGGCGGCUGCGGUUUCUCGGAGUCAGCUAUGGCGAGCCGACGGCGGUGAGCUGGAAGGCUAGGUACGUGGCGGUGAGGCGGCGGCGUGUUCCGGCGGCGCAUGACGUGUUCAUGGGAGAAAUACUACUGCCGGUGAUGACAGAGUGGAUGAGAGUUCCAUGGAUACGUAGGUAUCCAUUUGUGCCGCCUCCGCCGCCGGAGUCGCCGGAGGAGGAGGAGACGGUCGUACCUCGUCGGAGGAGGAGGCGGAGAGCAAUGCCAAGGGACGCCGGCCAUGGCCGUGCGGCGCCGGGACAUGGCGGCGACAAGAAGCAGUGGCGUGGCGCCGGCGCGGUUCAUUCGCCGUCUUCCGGGUUCCGAUGGAAACACCGGUGAC
Molecule: messenger RNA, 1107 nt
Organism: Oryza sativa Japonica Group (Japanese rice)
Lineage: Eukaryota; Viridiplantae; Streptophyta; Magnoliopsida; Poales; Poaceae
Molecular function (GO): protein binding
Source: RefSeq, a predicted model, not a curated record